Molecule: messenger RNA, 2131 nt
Organism: Somion occarium
Lineage: Eukaryota; Fungi; Basidiomycota; Agaricomycetes; Polyporales; Cerrenaceae
Source: the annotation of a GenBank genome assembly
GCCUGUAAUUUACGCGUUUGACUGUCGCGUCCUCCUUUUCCCAGCCGCAAUCAUUCACGACAUUUGAGCCAUCCUUUAAAUCAUAACGUCAAAAUCAUGGUUUCUGCUUUUCGUGCGGAUGCCCUCCGUGAUCCAACGGAAGAACUCAAGGAACUUUACACGACCGCAACAUCACGCGACGAUUUCCCUGCAGUAGUUGCAGCGCACUUUUGUCGCGUUUUCCAUUCGUCAGAUGCAUUCAAAGAGAUACCUCCGCUCAACGUACGACAUCCACCAGAGUCUUACCCAGAUCGCUCCCUGGUUCGAUUCCGUGCUAUGGUUCAAGAUACAUCUUCGUCCGCCGAAAUGUACCUCGAGAAAUACCAGAACGGAACAAUCGGAGGUUGGGGUAUAGAACCACAAUCUCAAGAAGAUGACGCGCGCCACGACUCAGUAGAAUAUGACAAUCUCCGAGAAUGCACUGUCCUCUGGGCUAUCAGCGUGCCAGGCGAAUCAGCUUGGAGUUCAAAUGAAUUGGAUGGAUCAGAAGCUGGGCCCUCGACCUCCACAAUUCCUCAUCAACCUACAUGCCUGCACAAGGGCCCUCUACCGAAUACACCACACAUAGGCGUCAAAGUGAAAAUCUACGAUGGUCGCGCUGCAGAAAGCUUCAAAUCCACUGAUGUAGUUACUUUUGUGGGUAUAUUGUCUUCUGAACCGCGGAACACCGAGUUCAGCGAUCAGAUUGAAGUACCUACCCUGCAUGUUCUAUUCAUUUCACCGGACGACUACUCAUCCGUUACAAGAUCAUAUCCAUCUUCCAACACGUCUGAUGAACCUUCUACAACUACUUCCCCAGACGUUAUGCAAGUUCGGGACCAGCUCUUGAACUGGAUAGCCCAAGAGGCCUUAGGUGGAGAUCGUGAUGCAGCGGAGUGGAUACUGCUCAUGAGCAUUGCACGAGUACAAUCUCGGAACCCUUCUCUGCUUCAGCCAUCCCUCACACUGUCUCACUUCCCCUCACCAGCUGUCCCUGCAAUUGCCUCUCCGUCUGAGGCGUCCAACCAAUCUCUGCCACCAGUCUAUCAUCCUGCCUUAUUUCAUGUUCUUUGCGAGAUCCUACCACUUACGGAGACCCUGCCCCUGUCUCUACCGUACCUCAACACUGUACCUUUCGUACCGGAGAGUAAAGACGAGGACCUAUAUGCAGGUGCACUGCAACUACCUAAAGGCAGCGUACUCUUGGUCACCGAGGGCGGAGUGAGUGAAGGCAAGCUUCAAGAACGAGGACUCAUGAAUGUACAUGCCCUGCAAGAAGUGCUGUCCUCACAGUCCCUGGCAUAUAGUUUCCCGUUCAGCCAAUUUUCUUUCCCUACGGACAUCAGUUGUAUUGUCCUUAGUGAGGGACGCAAGAGUGCCUUCUUCAAGACUGAUCUCGUUAUUCCUUUCAAGCCUGAGUCGUUGACCGCAAUGGACAUUACGAACUUGUACAAAUCGGCUGAAGAUAUGAAGUUGCCCUCGACGGAUCGUCUGGAUGCGUUCCGAGAUCUCGUAGUGGCAGCACAACGUGGCAAAGUGCAUGUCAGCGAAGCCACUUCUGAGUAUAUUCAGCAAGACUUCGUCAUUGAAAGGCAACAAAAUAAAGCCGUGACAUCUGAGGAUCUUAUUCGCAGAAUGACGGUAGCAAAAUUGUACACGCUUUCGAUGCAUCGGCCUGAACUCACUAUCGAUAUCUGGGAACAGGCAAAAGCAUUUGAUGAACGGCGGCUUGCAAGACUCACCUAAUUCGCCCACUUCCUUCCAUGUAUCGAAUAGAUCUACCUUCAAGUUGUGUAUCAUUACAAUUCCAUAUUGCUUUACGGCGUUCCGAGACCAUACUUGCUCGCCUCCAUCCAUUCUUCAGCGAGCUCAGCAACCACUCUGGGUAAUAGCGCUCCUACGGAGGCUGCGUCUUUGCCACUCCCCUCCAGAUAAUACUUGAUCUGCAGGUCGUUUGGUCAGAAUACUUGUCACGAAAUGAAUCCAACGGAAUUACCUUGGGUUCGGUUCCACUAGUCCUGAUCGUCAAAGAUAUCUUGGUGCCAUCAUUUGGGUUCUCCGCUCUAAAUUGUACCAUAUGUCCAGAAGACAAUGGCAAUGUGGGCUUAUACGU